Hemisphaericaspora subhashii is the source of this 957-nucleotide messenger RNA. RefSeq names its product Cso99p (gene CSO99). Bases 1 to 957 code for a protein of 318 amino acids. The transcript has a single exon. The record is from RefSeq and is a predicted model, not a curated record. Lineage: Eukaryota; Fungi; Ascomycota; Pichiomycetes; Serinales; Debaryomycetaceae.
AUGAGUGUAUCUGGAAUAGCGCCGUAUCCUACCCCAAAGCAAAGAUCUAUCCUCGGAUCAAUAGUACCAUCUGGAUCUAAACAUCAUGGAAGAAAUGCCAUCCCAUUAACUUUAAUAUUGAAUUUACAAACAUUAUUAAAGAAAUCGGUAUUUAGUAGAAAGUUUUAUCAAGAAAUAAAUGAUAAGAUUCUUAAUAAAACAGCUACAGUUGAUGCUAAUUUAUAUUUCUUAUGUUAUUUCACUUUAUUGGUAUCAGCAAUAUUGAAUAAUAAAUCAAAAAUCCUUUAUUGGUUAAAAUUACAGAAAUUUAAAUUAUUUCAAGUAUUUAAUAAAGUAAAUCAAUCAAUUGGUGGUAAUGAUUUGUCUCAAUCGGAAAAUAAAUCAAUUAAUAAACAUUUUGAAAAACCAAUUUAUCAAGAAGGUUCAAAAUCAAAUUUAGCCAUCCAUUUGAAAUCAAUUAGUUCCUAUUUAGCUGACAUAAGAAUAUUCGCUAGAUUGACCGAUUCAAUCAAAUAUAUGCCAUGGAUCAUUGAUGAGUAUAAGGCUUAUACCAACCCUCUGGCUAGUUCUCCACCAAGAGCAGAUCGUCUUAUAAAUUUAAUCCAAUCAUUAAACUGUCUUGUUCUUGAAUUAUUAGAAAAUGCCGGGUGGUUAACUGAUCAUAAUUGGGUUGGCACUUCAGAUAAUGCCUGGUGGUCAUUUGAAACAUAUAUCUGGUGUUCAUGGGUUUGGGGCGCAUAUCUUGUAAUUGAUAUCGUAGAAAUGAUUAGAAGAACCCCAAUUAAACAAUGGGAUAGAAAUUGGAAAGUUGCUUUAUUUAGUUCAGUAGUUCAAAUGCCUUUGGUUUUACAUUGGAGUUUGAGAAAUGGAUGUUUGACUCCAUUCUGGGUAGGAUUAUGUGGUAGUGGUGCAUCUUUCUUUAAAUUCAAAGAUUUGUGGUCAACUCUUGAGUUGUAA